This is a messenger RNA of Manihot esculenta (cassava), 1980 nucleotides long. Its product is annotated as calcium-dependent protein kinase 26. The record is from RefSeq and is a predicted model, not a curated record. Gene Ontology annotation, molecular function: calcium-dependent protein serine/threonine kinase activity; calcium ion binding; ATP binding. Lineage: Eukaryota; Viridiplantae; Streptophyta; Magnoliopsida; Malpighiales; Euphorbiaceae. Gene Ontology annotation, biological process: protein autophosphorylation; peptidyl-serine phosphorylation; intracellular signal transduction. Gene Ontology annotation, cellular component: nucleus; cytoplasm. The transcript has 9 exons. The coding region runs from base 173 to 1849 and encodes 558 amino acids.
UAUUAUUAUUAUUAUUAUUAAUAAACACAACUCAAGAACAUUCAUUUCUUCUUUCUCUGUUACGUACCCACAGAUCCAUCUCUCUUUUUCUAUUUUUUAUAAUUCAUUCAGUGCAAUUGAUGAUUAAUUAUUGGAUGAAGAGAAGGCCUUCAGCAAAAUCUUUGACUGUUUGAUGGGCAACACAUGCCGCGGAUCUUUCAAAGGGAAAUUUUAUCAGGGCUACACUCAGCCCGAGGAACAAUCCUCUGCUUCCAAUACCAAGAGAAAUCCUUUCUCCCACUCUGAUCAUUUUCCCUCCAGCCUCGCUUCUCAAGAAUUUUCCAGGGAAAUUCCCUACAAAGACAACAAUUUCCCUCUUCUUGGCCCCAACAAUAAAGAUUUAAUCAUGAAGCGUAGUCUUGAUACUCAGCCUUAUUAUGUUCUGGGUCAUAAAACUGCAAACAUUCGUGAUCUUUACACAUUAGGCCGUAAAUUAGGACAAGGACAAUUUGGGACAACUUAUUUAUGUGUUGAGAAUUCAACAGGGAUUGAAUAUGCCUGCAAGUCUAUAUCCAAGAGGAAGUUGAUUUCCAAGGAAGAUGUUGAUGAUGUUCGCAGGGAGAUUCAGAUAAUGCACCAUUUGUCUGGUCAUAAGAAUAUUGUGACAAUUAAGGGUGCUUAUGAGGAUCCUUUGUAUAUUCAUAUUGUCAUGGAGCUUUGCUCUGGUGGAGAGUUAUUUGAUAGAAUUAUCCAGAGAGGCCAUUAUACUGAGAGGAAAGCAGCUGAAUUGACCAAGAUUAUUGUAAGUGUUGUUGAGGCAUGCUAUUCACUUGGGGUUAUGCAUAGAGAUCUAAAGCCUGAGAAUUUUUUGUUGGUGAAUAAAGAUGAUGAUUUCUCACUCAAAGCCAUCGAUUUUGGACUUUCUGUAUUCUUCAAGCCAGGUCAAAUUUUCACUGAUGUGGUUGGAAGCCCAUAUUAUGUUGCUCCUGAGGUACUCCUCAAGCAUUAUGGGCCAGAAGCAGAUGUAUGGACAGCUGGGGUGAUUUUGUAUAUAUUGCUAAGUGGAGUGCCACCAUUUUGGGCAGAAACACAACAAGGGAUAUUUGAUGCAGUGCUCAAGGGAUAUAUUGACUUUGACUCAGACCCUUGGCCCCUUAUAUCAGAUAGUGCCAAAGAUCUCAUUCGGAAGAUGCUUUGUUCUCAACCUUCAGAACGCUUGACUGCUCACGAAGUGCUAUGCCAUCCUUGGAUUUGUGAAAAUGGAGUUGCACCUGACAGAGCACUAGACCCAGCUGUACUUUCUCGUCUCAAACAAUUCUCUGCAAUGAAUAAAUUGAAGAAGAUGGCUUUACGGGUAAUAGCUGAGAGCCUUUCUGAGGAGGAAAUUGCUGGUUUGCGUGAGAUGUUCAAGGCUAUGGAUACUGAUAACAGUGGUGCAAUCACAUUUGAUGAACUAAAAGCUGGUUUGAGAAGAUAUGGCUCUACCCUGAAGGAUACAGAAAUACGUGCUCUUAUGGAUGCAGCUGACGUGGACAACAGUGGGACUAUUGACUAUGGUGAAUUUAUAGCUGCAACGGUUCAUCUUAACAAGUUAGAACGAGAGGAGCAUCUUGUUGCAGCAUUCCAGUACUUCGAUAAGGAUGGAAGUGGGUACAUCACAGUUGACGAGCUUCAGCAAGCAUGUACAGAACAUCACAUGACUGAUGUUUUACUUGAAGAUAUAAUCAGAGAAGUUGAUCAAGAUAAUGAUGGAAGGAUUGAUUAUGGUGAAUUUGUUGCGAUGAUGCAAAAAGGCAAUUUCGGGAUUGGUAGACGAACUAUGCGAAAAAGUCUGAACUUGAGCAAGAAAGAUGCAUCAGAUGCUCAAUAGCUUGCAAUUGCACAUUAUGUACAGGCUAUACAGCAAAUCUGGAAGAGGGUGAUUGUUAUGGUUCCAAUCACAGAUUGCGUCACAACACGAUUAAUAUAGGGAAGGAGUUCGUCAGAGAGAGCUCUUAACGC